UCAAAUCAGAUGUUAUUCUUGUCAAAAUUUGUUCAACAGAUUUAUAUUCGAUUUUUCGGCUCUAUAUUAUUUAAACGCUGUGAUAUUUCUCUUUAUUUAACUACAAAAAAACAAAACACAUGGUACAAAAUUAACACACUCUUACACAAUGUUCCGAGCGGGUAAGUUAAAUGCACACGGUCUAAAACGCCAACCCAUGUCGCUGGCGAGGCGGAUGUUUAAAAACGGCACCAAUUUGUUUCAACGCAUACCGGUACCGGGUAGUGGUGCGGGCAGUAUUUCUGCCACGGCUCAGGUCACCGGAUCGGCUCAUUUGCAACAGCAACAGCUGCAGCAGCGACUAGGCCAGCAGUCCUCGACCGCCAGCAAUGAAGCCGAGGCCCCAUCCCGCUAUCCACGCAAAAUAUUCAGUGGCAUACAGCCGACUGGCGCCUUGCAUCUGGGCAACUAUUUGGGCGCCGUGCGUCGUUGGACUCAGUUGCAGAACGCCCGUGACGAUGUUACCAUAUGUAUAGUCGACCUUCACUCAAUUACAAUGCCUCACAAUCCGCCGGUGUUGCGUGAAAACAUCUUCGAAAUGGCCGCCACAUUGUUGGCAUGCGGCAUUGAUCCGGCGAAGACAACUCUUUUCGUGCAGUCCGCCGUUCUCGAGCACUGCGAGUUUAAUUGGAUUCUGAGCUCAUUGACAACGAUGCCACGAUUGGCGCAACUGCCGCAGUUCAAGGAGAAGUCUCGCACACUGCGCGAUGUGCCUUUGGGUCUAUACGUAUACCCUGUCCUACAGGCUGCGGACAUUAUGCUUUACAAAGCCACCCACGUUCCCGUUGGUGCCGAUCAGUUGCAGCAUAUCCAGUUGGCUCAGCAUCUGUCUCGCAGCUUCAAUUCGCGUUACGGUGAAAUAUUUCCCGUCUGUCAGGCUCUUAUCGAGCAGAACGAAGCCUCACGUGUGCUCUCCCUGCGCGAUCCCUCUAAAAAAAUGUCCAAAUCGGAGAACAAUCCCAAGGCCACCAUCAACAUAAACGAUGCGCCCGAUGUAAUUGCCGAGAAGAUUAAGAAGGCCGUCACAGACUUCACUUCGGAUAUCUCGUUUAAUCUUUCUGGGCGUCCCGGAGUCAGUAACCUAGUCAAUAUCCAUGCGCUGGUGACGGGACAAUCGAUCAAGUCGAUUGUUGAGGAGGCCAAGCAGCUGGACACGGCUCGUUAUAAGGAGCGCGUGGCCGAUGCGGUUAUUGCGCACCUCCAGCCCAUCCGCGAGCAAAUUCAAAUGCAUCUGGCCAAGCGGAAUGAGUUGAUCUAUAUGCUGGAAAUCGGUGCCGAGAAGGCGCGUCAGACGGCACAGCAAACGAUGAGCGAUGUGAAGCAACGUCUGGGUCUGGGCACCAAUGCCAAUUUGCCAGCUCCGGUACGCGUGCCGACGUUGCUGCCCGAGAUUGGCAAGCUGACGGCCAGCCAGCAAUUGGCCAAAGGCGUGCUACCGCCUGAUGUGAAUGCGCACUCUCAGCCGCAUUAUGAACAGCAGCGUGCGGAUCCAGGAACGUCCACCAAUGCAGUGGGUGGUAAUGCUGGCGAGUCGGUAGUGAAUGAAGCAUUCGAGGCUCAGCGCGUUAUGGUCAAGCCCAAGCCGCGCGUUACUGUUGUACCGUUCCAGAGUCUGCGUGUGGAGAAGCAACGCGUACGUGGCCCGCCUAAGCAUGUCUUCAAAAUGGAUACCUUGAACGUACCAAGCAUGGGCUUCCGUGGUCCCAUGGGCAAGCCAAUGCGGCGCAACAUGCCUCCAUCACCUGGCGGCCUGGGAUUCACGCAGCUGCCGCAUAUUACUAACAACACGGCACCAGGUCAGGCUGCUCCAACUCCCAAAUAUGGUGGAUAUGGCGGUGGCUCCCAAAAUGCUAAUCCCAGUGCUGUGGCUGCAAUUACAAGUGCCGUGAAUGCGGCCACCAGGCAGCAGGAGAUGGCUAGCAGCCUGGCCAAUAGUUCCUUUUAUAAAGCCGCUAUUGCGGCCUAUAAAAGCAGCAAUACCAAUCUUAAUACUAACGCCACUGCCAAGAUCAAAAUGGUCAAUGUUAAUCGCGCCACUGAGGCUAACAACAGCAACAUCGCUCCCAGCGUCAAUCGAACUCUUAGUAGCAGUAUUGGAGCAAGCAACGCCAGCAGCAGCAGUAACAGCAGCAAAAAGACGGCUCCCGACGUCAGUAAAAUAGGCUCCGAUGAGGAAGAGAAUUCGCGCGAAGACACCGACGAUAUGGAAGAAUGCAGCGAGGCUGCUGGCAUGAAAGAGAAGGCGGAGAACUAAAAAAUAUGACCCUUGCAAUCAACACCAAAACCACAAAAUACAGACCGUUGCGUAGAUAUAAUUGUUAAAUUGCUUGUACAUAAUUAUGUGUAGUCGAUCAUUUCGAAAGUACAUAAAACAAUCGGCGCAAAAUAA
Molecule: messenger RNA, 2428 nt
Organism: Scaptodrosophila lebanonensis
Lineage: Eukaryota; Metazoa; Arthropoda; Insecta; Diptera; Drosophilidae
Gene: TrpRS-m
Exons: 3
Coding region: 149-2293 (714 amino acids)
Biological process (GO): mitochondrial tryptophanyl-tRNA aminoacylation
Cellular component (GO): mitochondrion; mitochondrial matrix
Molecular function (GO): ATP binding; tryptophan-tRNA ligase activity
Source: RefSeq, a predicted model, not a curated record